CCUAGCCUAAACCGGGCGUUUACGAGGGAGUGUAGUAUGGGUACGAAACAUACGUUGACAUCACCACAAUUUUAACAACUUAUUCCGCCAAAAAUGAAUACCGGCGAGGAUGAAGAUACACGUCUGGACGAUAUCUUCGACGACACCCGGGAUUACUCGCCUCCGUCACCCCGGCAAAGCAAGCGCAUGCGACUGGAUGAUGGCUGCAACAACAAUCUGAACAGUUCCCUGAAUAAUGGAGCUAAGAGUGGGGGGAAAUGGAAGUGUCCUGGGGACACGAGCAUCGUGGAGCCCGAGGUAAUGGUGGACCUGGGGGUUAGCAUGCUCGACGACGAGACCAGCUGUGACAGUAUGAAGAGGUCACAGUCACAGGAUUGUUCAGUAUCACCCAGUAGUUUGGUGUCCGCGAGGCACGCAGCUAUGAAUGAGAAUAUCCUCAUGAAUGAGAAGGAGAAUCUCUAUCGUGGGUCCAAGUUCGAAAAGGGAAAUCUCGACAGACUGGAGCAAGACCCCCACGCUCUAAUGGACGAUCCAACGAGCAUCUUGAAUUCCCUAGAAAACGAAUCGGGUUACGCAACGAGAGUCGAAGCUGAAUCUUCCGAUGAAAAGCUCGUCGGAAAUUUCAGCACAAGUACCUCGAACUCCGAUGUCAGUGGGCUUGACCAGUUUUACCUAUUCAGAAGGAGAAAGAGGGGCUCGUUCGUAGGGGAGGAUAAAUUCUCAAAGCUCUCUGACGAGAUGAUACUGAUGAUCCUCAAGUGGCUCCCCAAAAAGUGUCUAGUACGUUCGAUGCUCGUGUGCAAACGUUGGUGUCAAAUUGCCAGGGAUGAGGCCCUCUGGUCUCGACUCGAUCUCGGUGGUAAAGUGUUGAGUCAAGGAACACUGGGACACAUUUUACCACGUGGUGUGCAAAUACUGAGACUGGCACAGGCUGAACUCGCUGAUCCAGUAUUUUCCCCGGGUUCUGAAGUUCUCGGUGACGGCUAUAUGAGUAAACUACAGUAUUUAGAUCUUUCAAUGUCCGUUAUAUCUGCAGAUGGAUUGGCUGAGCUUCUUUGCAAGUGCAGGCUGCUGAAAAAAUUGUCUUUGGAGAAGUGUACGUUGAAUGGCGAGAGCUGCAGGGCUAUCAGCCAGAAUAGGGACAUCACGGUACUUAAUUUAACUAUGUGCGAGGGCAUUGAUGCGCAGUGUGUCAGACAUCUCAUCAAGUUGAGCAACUUGACCGCCUUGAACAUGUCCUGGUGCUCCCUAGACUCGGACUCCAUAACCCUCCUCUGUCGUUCCCUCCCCCGCAGCAUAACCAGACUGAACAUCUCAGGCUGCAGGAAAACGAUGACAGAUAAAAACGUCCGAGACCUCGUGGCGACCUGCCCAGACCUCGUGGAGCUGGACCUCAGUGACUGCACCCUCUUAACGAUACGUGCAAUCAACAGCUUCCUGACCCUUCACCAGCUGGAGCACCUGUCCCUGAGUCGUUGCUACGGAAUUCCCUUGUCAUCCUCAUACGCAAGACUCACUCACAUGCCUUCUCUACUGUACCUAGACAUCUUCGGGCUUAUGACAGACGCAGCACUCAAAUCAUUUCAGGCCAAUUGCAAUAGCACCGAGAUCAAUAAAUUCUUGUACAGCUCUGUUGCAAGACCCACUGUUGGAGUGCGAAGAACAAGUAUAUGGGGACUUCGUGUUAGGGACUAAAUUCUUUUUUUUUAUCGAAAAUCAUUCUCAGAGGCGUCUUCUGGCAUAAUUUAAUAUUCACACAGCAGUUCCUUGACAAAAUGAUUCAUUACACACAAUUGAGUCUCUUCAUUUGUUGACUAAUUCAGUAGGAAAGAGGUAAAACGGUUUAAGUCGAUUUUGAUUUUUCAUUGGAUAGUUUUCAUUUAAUAUCUUGGAAUUUAGGGGCGAUAGCACAAUUUUUGCCAUGACCUUUCUUGUAGCCCUCAAUGUGCUCUACAAAAAAGGUCAUUAUGAAAAUUUCGUUAUCUCCCUUAAAUUCGAAGAUAUUCCUCGAAAACUUGAGAACUUGAUAACGGUAUUUCCCUUGAAAGAUCUAAAUAAUGAGAAUAAUGGGAAAUUCACAUAGAAUGUUUGUAAUUACAGUUGAAUUAUCUGCGAAUUGUUCUAGAUUUUGUUCUCAAGUUAUUAACAAUCAACGUUUAUUAAUGGAGAAAUCUCGACAAAAGCCCAAGAAGAAAAGAUAAGAAGCGACUUUCAUUGUUGAUAUUUUGGAAACAAAAUCUUAAUUUCGAAUCAAUGUCAUGUUUCUUUUUCAUAGCUGAAACCUCCAGAUCUUGUCUACAGAAAUUGAAAUCCUCUCAGUCCAAUUAGACAAGAUAAAUAUUGAAUUCUACUAAAUUGAAAUGUAUCAAUCAAAUUAUACAUUGUGCAAUCUAAAUUCUCAAUUGUACAAUUCAAAAGGUAUAAUUUGAGCACUUGAACUAUUCAUGUCGAAUUUCACACAAUAAAUUAAACAUUUACAGCUUUGAAUUGUUCAAUGUGAAAUUCAGAUUGCACAAUGUUUAAUUGGAUUGUUAAAUCGUCUAACUCCAACGUAAGAAAACAAUUUCUGUGGAUAAUGUCUCAAUCCAAAACAUCACGUGUCAAACAAUGAAGUGACUCCACGUCGUUUUGUCCAGAAAAUGCCGUCUGCGUUAAACUACGCCUUCCUUCUUUAGACUGAAAAUUGAUGAUAAACUAAUGGAGAUUUAGCGUAUUGCAGGAACUUUUUUCGUUGUUGAAUAUGAAAAUUGGGUGAAAAAUGCGCUCCAUGUAUUUUUUAAUCUGAUAACUACAUCAAAGACAGGUUGUGAACAAUUUUUUAUCACUCUUUACAAUGGAAAAAACCGUAUCCCGUAUUCUCCAUUCAAUUCUCGUAUUCAAUAAUUUUAUCAAUAAAAUUUUCAUGCAACAACCCAAUUGUAAGUAAAUUAUUGCUGAGAGUGAUGAUAACAAUUUAGAUAUUACUGUCGUCAGAUAAAUGCCAGCAAUGUGUUCCACUUUUGAUAGACAACUAGGUUUUGAAUUUAUCGACUAGAUGUAUUAUCGCACUCCAUUCUGAAAAACUCAUCAUUGAACGAUCACUAAAUGGUUAUUAAAGGGGCUGUGGUUCAUUUUCUUUUUUCCUCGUCGAUCUCUAUCGCCAAACAUUACCGUACAUACAGUUAACAUUGAGGGGAAAAAGUGUAAAAAUAUUUUUAUUAAGAUUAUCAUGGGGAUGAGUUGGGUAAAAUGGACCCUUUUAAUUUACUCCAAAUGUCGAUAAUCCACUCAAUUCUCCUCUGUAACAGAAAAAUGUCAAAGGUGUUGAUUUACUCCACUCUCCCCUACACUUGGUGGUAAUUGUUGCAGUUAAGAUUUUGAUGAACGAUGGAGGUUUAUGAUUAAUGUAAUAAUUGUAAGUCGUGCCUUAACGUUUGAACAAUUAAAAUUUUUCCAUUAA
Diachasma alloeum is the source of this 3439-nucleotide messenger RNA. RefSeq names its product S-phase kinase-associated protein 2 (gene Skp2). NCBI's taxonomy places the organism in Eukaryota, Metazoa, Arthropoda, Insecta, Hymenoptera, Braconidae. The transcript has 4 exons. Gene Ontology annotation, cellular component: SCF ubiquitin ligase complex. Gene Ontology annotation, molecular function: protein binding. Bases 94 to 1695 code for a protein of 533 amino acids. The record is from RefSeq and is a predicted model, not a curated record. Gene Ontology annotation, biological process: SCF-dependent proteasomal ubiquitin-dependent protein catabolic process.